CAUAUGCGUAUUCUGAAGUUUAGAAGCCAAGCGAUCUUCGUAAAAAUAUUAUCUUUACAACCAAAUAUAUAAGUACAAAACAAUUUAAGAUAUUAAAUAAUUCUCAGCACACGCACACUGAUUAUAUCGCGAUAAACCUAAAAGGUAAGUAUUAGUUUUAUUGUUUUUUAAAAUUUAUUUCAAAGUGGAAAGCAUCUAUUGGGCGUAUCAUACGAAUGCACGUGGUCUUUACCAGUGUUAUCAGUGGCACCUUUUUAGGCGUACGGUUGUUUGCGCUGCAUCAUUUGUACUUCUAUGCAAUGUUAUCAAACAGUGUCGGCCUGGUCAAGGCAGCUAGGCAGUGAUCGCUGCCCAGGUCCCUAGCUUUUUUUUUUGUACCAUAGAUACGCGGAGUACGUAGAUACAUUAUAAUUUAUAAAUAAUGGACACACCAAGAAACAAUCAGAUAUUUCUCAAAUAAACAAGCAAUAGUCGAUAAGAUAGAUAAAAUCUCGUGGUUUAGGAAAAUCGAUACAACAUUAAACAAAUAUUAUUAAAGAAAAUAUGUAAAGUAUAAGUAUAUAUUAAGUAUGAGGUAUUUAAUUAUUUUACUAUAAUAUGACAUAUAUAUAUAUAUAUAUUAUUGACAAAGCAUCCCUAUCAACUGAACUCCGCUCAGAAUCGUUUUUCGUUAGCAAUAGUUCAUCGUUGCUUACAGGUAUACAUUAAAUUACCUAUAACAGUGACUGCAUCCGCAUCCAUUAUCCUAGGACGUCUUUUUAAUAAUUUCUUUUAUACCAAAGGUAAUAUAUAUAAAGUUGACAUUUAUUUUAAUUUGUAAUAAUUUACAAGUUGUUUUAACUCUUAAAAAAUAAAAAUUGAAUGAACUAUAUCUGACGACUGAACAAUAAUAUGCGAGUGAUCAGGUAAGUUGGGCUCCUAAAAAUAAAUUCUGCCUGGGCCCUUUGAUGACCAGGCCGAUACUGUUGUCAAGUAUUCAUAGACGUUAAUAUUAACACCGUUCAUAUUAUUCACAUAUCUAAGGUAAGGUUAGGAUAUGGUGACCAUAUUUAAAAAAAUAAAAAGCAAGAAAAAAUAAUUUCAUAAUACAUUCAAAGUAAUAUUUAUUAAUUAUUACAGUUUUUUUUGUUAAUUUUUCAUAAUUAUGCCCAUAUAUUAUUAACCUUUUUUAAAUACACCCGUAUAUCUUAAAUAUAUUAUCAUUGGUAUAAAUUCUCGUAGUUAUUAUUUUUUAUAAAUACAAUCGUUUCAAAUUUAUUUCAUUCAAAAAUAACAUAACACUUUAACCUGUAUGUUAAAAUUAUAAUUAAUUUUUAUCUAAUUAAAUAAAAUAAGAAUUAAUAUGGAAUAAUUGGCAUCGACAUUAAAAAUAGGACAAAAAGCGUCCUGAAAGAAGUUCGUCAGGACAACAGGACAUAAAUUUGAAAAAGAACAAUCAAAAUUUAUUCAAAGUAAUCCUCCAUUUAUUUAUGGAGUUUUUAAUAUAGGUUCUCAUUUGAAAAACCAAAGUUGUUAUCGCCACAGGAUAAUCCUUGAAUGUAGUGAAAAAUCUAAGUAUUCGAAAAUAUCGGCUUUAACUACACUUAAAACUUUUGAAAAUCAGAAUUUGAAUAUGUAUUCAAAAUUUAACCAAAAAAAAUGGGAUAAGCACGCUUAGUGAACCAUCCUGUAUAAUACGAUUGGAUUCUUGUGUUUUGUAAUGUUUUGUAGAAUGAUUACUCCGGUUAUAUUUUUGUUUUGGACGUGUUUGCUGAGUUUUAAGGCGAUCGAAGAGAUUGAUGGGCUCGAAAAUGGACUAGCACGGACGCCGCCGAUGGGAUGGCUCGCGUGGCAACGUUACAGAUGUAUUACGGAUUGUAACACGUACCCUGACGACUGCGUCAAGUUAGUUAAAAUUAAAAAUACCUAAGUAUUAUAGUACGGCUAUCUAAUCAACAAUCCCAACGAAAACAUUAAUAACUCUGGGAAAAAUAAACACAAUUUAUGAAUUUGUAUUAAUCGUAUAUUUUAUAAUGUACCAAGUGACUUUUAUUAAUUAUUAGUUAAUUUUAUAAUACAAUCUUUACAGUAGUACUUAUAAUAAAAUACAAUAAAUAAUUUAUAUACCAGCAAGUUGUAGACAGAAACAAAUAAAUUCGAACAGUAAAGUACAUUUGUAUCUGAAACAAUAACGUUUCGAACUAUUAGCCUGACAAUACAUAGAUUUUUUUAAAAAUUUUUUUUUGUGAUUAUUUAGCAUUCUUUUUUCAGCGAGGAUUUAUUUAAGCGAACAGCAGAUUUAUUGGUUAGCGAAGGUUAUGCGAAAUUGGGUUACGAAUAUGUCAUUGUUGAUGACUGUUGGUUAGCCGAAAACAGAUCGGCUGAUGGAAAAUUACAAGCCGAUCCGAUUAGGUUCCCAAGUGGUAUUAAAUCGUUAGCAGAUUAUGUGAGUACUGCGUUGCUUGUAUAUUUUUAUAUUUGUUUCUUCUUCAAAAGAUCAAUCCGGACAUAAAUUAAAUCGAAUAGAAUUUAUUUUUAGGAUAUUUUGUUUCGUUUAAGGAUUUUUUGUUCCGCUAUUGAUUUUUAACGAAAAUAAUAAAAUAUUAUCUUUUAUUUUUGUAAAAAUAUUAAAAAAGAUUAAAGUAUCCCCAUAGAGCAGAGGUUUCCAAACGGGAUUUUAUAAACCUCCAGGGGUUUAUUCUGACCUGAAGUGGAUCAUGUUAUCGAAAACAAAAAUUGGAGGCGCAAGAGAUGUAAAAAGGUGUUGACGAGAAUUAUUAAGUAAAAAACGCGUUAAUAGUAUUUUUUACGAUAAAAACGCGUGGAAAAUAAGUUUAGGAACCUCUGGUAUAAAGGAAAAAAGUAUUCCAAAAGGGAACAGAUUAUCCUCGUGAAACAAAAUGUCACUUUUCAUAUUAUACAUCUGAUGAUCAAUUAUUAUUUGAUUUAUACCUAUUUAUAAAAGGAUUAUAAUUCAUAGAUAAUUAAUGCACAAUAUUAUAAUGUUUGUUGAUUGUUAAGCUAAAUUAAUCCAAUCGAAAUGAUUUGCCAAUAGGUACAUCAAAAAGGACUUAAGUUUGGAUUGAAUGAAGACGUGGGCACUAAAACAUGUGCAGGAUAUCCAGGUGUAUUUGAAAACGAAGAGCUGGACGUUAAAACAUUUGCCGAAUGGGGAAUAGAUUAUAUUAAACUGGGCGGUUGCUAUUCAAACGUUAGAGAAUUGGCUAAAGGUAAAACUCAGAAAAACUAAACAAUAUAUUAUAACACAGCCAAUCUAUAGUUUUAUAAUACUUUUAACUACACAUGCAAAAAAGGAUACGUUAAAUUUGGAACGUAUUUAAAAAAAUCAAAAAAAGCAAUGGUGUAUUCUUGUAGCUGGCCGGCGUUUCAAGAGGCACAAGGACUGCACGUAAAAGUAUAUGAACGUGAUAAUAAUAACAAUUACUAAUUUUUUUUUUUUAAUUUUGUUAUUAGGUUGACUACGACUUGGUGGCAAAACAUUGCAACCUUUGGCGUAACUACUCUGAUAUCAAUGAUUCGUGGGAAAGUAUGAUACAAAUAGCAGAUUAUUUUGCAGAAAAACAAGAAUUAUGGGCAAAGUACGCUGGACCUGGACAUUGGAAUGAUCCGGACAUGGUAAUAAUUAUACAUAGACAAUUUAUAUACUAUCUGUAUACUAAUAUCUAUAUGAAUACAAAUCAAUUGCCGCAUGUAUAAAAGAUCAUCACUUGAGACCGGCUCGACCGAUUUGGCUAAAUUUUGUUGUUGUUAUGUUCGGAAUUGCCAGGAAAAGUCACUGAAAAAACGGGAAAGUUUAUGAAAUAUAAUAAACAUAAUAUUACAAUUUUUUUUUCUGUGGACAACUUUUCUACCACCAAUUUUGUUCUAACUUUUAAUCAUAGCAAUGCUUUUGAAAGGAAAUUUUACUAAGAAAGUACUUCAAAGAGGUCGUUUUUCGAUUUUUCCUGAAGUUUUCUCAACAAAUGUGAAAAACUGGGAAAACUGGGAAAAUCGGUACAACAUUAUACAAAUAUCAUUGAAGAAAAUAUAUAGUCUAUUUAAUUAUUUUACUAUCAUAUGGCAUAUAUAUUGUUGACAAAGCAUCAUUAUCAAUUGAACUCCGCUUAGAAUCGUUUUUUCGUAAGCAAUGGUUUAUAUCGUUGCUUACAAGUAUACAUUAAAUUACCUAUAACAGUGGCUUCACCCAUCCCCAUUAUGCUACUUUUUUCGAAAUCCUCGAUUUUACUGGUAGUACUUCUACUAUUUGUAGACCUAAUUCGCAGUAGGUUGGGCUGGAUAAAAAAAUAACAAUUUAUAGGCAUUUUUAAUUGAUUAGUAACCAUAUAAUUAAUUCAUAUAAGUUUCAAAAUAAAAUACAUUUUUAGUGAUAGUGUCGGAAAUUGAAACAGGGAAUCCAGGAGGGAAAAGUUUUUAUUACACAUUUGUUUGGCAUGGGCAACGUCGGGGCGGCACAAAUAUUUAUUUUAAAUACGUUUGUUUUUCAGCUUAUAAUUGGUAAUUUUGGGCUUUCAUAUGACCAAAGUAAAACACAAAUGGCAAUUUGGGCCGUGUUAGCUGCACCAUUACUCAUGUCCAAUAACUUGAAGGCAAUUCAGUUAGAAUUUAAAAAAAUUUUACAAAAUGAAGAAAUUAUUAAGGUCAACCAAGAUGAACUUGGUAUACAAGGCACUAGAGUGUUUCAGGUGUGAAUUUUUUCUCGAAUAAUUAAAUUCACGUUUCCAUAAAUUAAAUAUUAAAAAACGUAUUUUAGGAAAACGGAAUCGAUGUUUGGGUUAGACCAAUUAACCCAGUUAAAAAUGGAUACCAUUCUUAUGCAGUGGCAUUUGUAAGUCGUCAUGUGGGCGGAGCUCCUUAUUUGCAUAGUAUAACAUUAGACAAUUUAGGCCUGACUAAUCCGAGCGGUUAUAAAAUUGUGGUAAGAGUUAAUAAUAUCUAUUCAUUUAAAUUUGUGUUGUGCAAUAUUAUUUGUUAAUACUAACCAUUCAUCUAUAACACGAUAACAUCUAUUAACUGUGUGAUUUGUAGAAUCUUUUUGAUCAAGAAAACGUACCUUAUUGUACAUUUGGUCCGAAAUCUAUUAUUAAAGUCUUAGUCAAUCCUACAGGUAAUACAAAUAUACAAUUUUAUGGCAACUUUUGUGUAUCGAAUGCAGUUAAUAAUUUAUUUAUUAAAACUUAAUAGGUGUUGUAUUUUUGAGAAUUAACGCAAUUGAUCCAAUUAUCCAAAUACAAGAGACAAAUUCAAUUAAAUUACGUGAAAAAACAAUCAAAAUAAAUUCAAUUAAAUUACGUGAAGAAAACAUCGAAACAAAUUCGGAUACUCUUCAAGUAUCGUACUCCAGCAUCCAGGAGCAGCGGUGGACACCGAAUGCAGAUAUUAUCAAUCAAUUAGUUGUACAAAGCACCGUAUUUAAAUAACAAGAAAAAUCUAUUGUUACAAUUAUAUUUUUUUUAAUUUUUAAAACGAUAAUUGAAACGGUAAAUAUAUCAUCGUUAUCAAACUGAUAUUUUUUUUUACGAUCUUCACAAUUUCAUUAUAAGUGUAUGCUUGUAUAAUUUCAUAAAAAUUAUUAUUAUUAUUAAUUUUAAUUUUGUAAUUAUUUAAUUAUUAAACAGUGUAUAAUUAUUUAUAUUUAUUUUUUACACCAAAACAAUAAUUGCCAUACUAAAAAAUUAUAUUUUAUAAAGGUUGUCUACCUAGUACCUACCUAC
Messenger RNA from Cinara cedri, 5711 nucleotides. The record is from the annotation of a GenBank genome assembly. NCBI's taxonomy places the organism in Eukaryota, Metazoa, Arthropoda, Insecta, Hemiptera, Aphididae.